AUGGCCGACCAAGAAGUUGACCUCGACUCCAUCAUUGACCGUCUGCUGGAGGUGAGGGGCAGCCGACCCGGCAAGCAGGUUCAGCUGUUGGAAUCAGAGAUCCGCUUUCUCUGCACAAAGGCUCGUGAGAUCUUUAUCUCUCAGCCUAUCCUUCUGGAACUUGAGGCUCCCAUCAAGAUCUGCGGUGAUAUCCACGGGCAAUACUACGACCUUUUGCGUUUGUUCGAAUACGGUGGCUUCCCUCCAGAGGCCAACUACCUCUUCCUCGGUGAUUAUGUCGACCGCGGUAAGCAGUCGCUUGAGACCAUCUGCCUGCUCUUGGCCUACAAGAUUAAAUACCCUGAAAACUUUUUUAUCCUGCGUGGUAACCACGAGUGCGCCUCCAUCAACCGUAUUUACGGUUUCUACGACGAGUGCAAGCGCCGCUACAACAUCAAGCUCUGGAAGACUUUCACUGACUGCUUCAACUGCCUGCCCAUUGCGGCAAUCAUUGAUGAGAAGAUUUUCACCAUGCACGGUGGACUGAGCCCCGAUCUGAACUCCAUGGAACAAAUCCGCCGAGUUAUGCGUCCCACUGAUAUUCCUGACUGCGGUCUUCUCUGCGAUCUUCUGUGGUCCGAUCCCGAUAAGGAUAUUACCGGCUGGAGCGAGAACGACCGAGGUGUCUCGUUCACAUUCGGACCCGAUGUGGUUUCUCGCUUCCUCCAGAAACACGAUAUGGACUUGAUAUGCCGUGCGCACCAGGUUGUGGAAGAUGGAUAUGAGUUCUUCUCCAAGCGCCAGCUCGUCACGCUUUUCAGUGCACCAAACUACUGUGGUGAAUUUGACAAUGCUGGUGCUAUGAUGAGCGUCGACGAGAGCUUGCUCUGCUCCUUCCAGAUUCUCAAACCUGCCGAGAAGAAACAAAAGUACGUUAGCGUUUACGGUGGCGCGCCGGUCACUCCUCCACGCAAGCAAAUGCAAAUGCAAAAGAAGAAGUAA
Molecule: messenger RNA, 981 nt
Organism: Penicillium taxi
Lineage: Eukaryota; Fungi; Ascomycota; Eurotiomycetes; Eurotiales; Aspergillaceae
Gene: glcA
Product: type 1 serine/threonine-protein phosphatase catalytic subunit GLC7
Exons: 4
Coding region: 1-981 (326 amino acids)
Cellular component (GO): cytoplasm; nucleus
Molecular function (GO): protein serine/threonine phosphatase activity
Source: RefSeq, a predicted model, not a curated record